GCUUUGUAGGAGGCAAAUGUUAGUUAUUAGGCAUAACUACAUAGACUUUGUUUGGUGCACAAGCCCCUUUCAUGGCCUACCUUCUAUAUCACUCCUGAGACAUAUAUAGGUCUUACCUUUAAUGACCUUUCUCCAGUGUACUUUAAUAAUCAUUCACUAUGGACACCUUAUCUACUGAGCACCAUACGGUUCCGACAAUUUUCUUAUAGACCCAAGGUUGCCCCUUCAAUAUUCAGACAUCCAUACAUCAGCUCUGGUCCUGACACAUUCACACCUAUCCUGCUAUCUGGAGUCAAUAGUUUCACUAAGCUAAACAGUCCGAUGUUAAUGUUUGCGUCGACCGUGUCUUGUCAAGUUCAACCUAAUCAUACUAUUAGACACUGUCAUAUUAACUUCAGAGGCGAAAACUAGCAUCCCAAAUCACUAUUUAGCCCAUUUUACGUCUUCUCUCUCGCCACAUCAAUUCUCAACUCUCUCGACUAUUGUGACCUGAAGACACAAAGAAGACUCGAUUCUCGCAGGGGUUCUUUUAGCCUACUAUCAUCAUCUAUACAAGAACAUCUUUGCUUAUCGACCCUAUCUUUGCCUUGCAAGCUACGACACGGGAAAUUACGUGAAUUCUCACUCCCUAUUUGCUUCAAUAUGGCUAUUCACCACGGUCGCGUCGCCUGCAAGGCAACACCAUCCCGAUCUGUUGCUGUCGUAGUAGCCUCCUAUGGAAGCGAUGGUCAACUACGAACCACCAUCAUAUCUGGUAUUAGCCAGCAGCGCUCUUUGGAUCUCGACGUUCCCGACGAAGGAGUCUAUAUCAUCUACCAAGACCGAGCUAUCCAGAUUGCUGCUCCGCCUUGCGACAAAAGGAAAUGCAAUGCAUCUCACAUCUGCCGUUGUGACACACCUCAGUUCUCUGUUAAGGGAUCUCUAUUUAGCCGCCACAGCAUCAAACGAAGAGUAGUGGCCUGGCCGGUGUGGAAGCCCUGUCUAUGCUGUUUGCUGAAUUGGCUUCGCCUCUACCAAGCUGCCGAAGCAGUAAACCGACACAACCUACAAUUCCUUCGACACCCAAGAACCCUUACGUGGACUAGCUUAUAUGGCCACCAGGCUUUCCACUACGAUGCCGAGCUAGAGGAGAGAUCUGUUCGGUCCAACUAUAAUGGGACCUCCAACAGACCUACUAACCCAAAGUCAUACUGCCCGCCCCGUGUGUUUGAAUGGAUGAAAGAGACGUGGAGUGAAUUUGUAGACAGCGGAUGUUGUAAACCUCGUUCUAUUACAACUCUAUCGGACAACGAAGACGGUACCUACAACGAAAGUGUCUUCACCAAAGAACAAGAUGGUUCAGAGACCGACUCAGAUUGGGAUGACCUCGAUAUGCCCUGUGUACCUUCUAGCACAUCCGAUAACACGUCGAAUGAAGACUACGAUCUCAUCGAUGAUCUUAUCGAGAAGGAAUUUCCAAUGUUGCGGAAGAGCGACACAACUAUCUCAACAAAGGGAGAUCUGCCUUAUUCAUCAAAAAAGGACAACGGCCCUGACGAAGAGAGAGAUGAUCCAGCACCUGUCGUUAUUCCACCGAAGAACAUGACAAUGGCGCGAGGCUUUGUGGCAGCAACAGGGUUAGGGAAGCCAAGCCCAGCACAACUAGGCAAUGAUAGCUCGGUGUCAAUCAUCGACUCCAAGUGUACAAAGCCACAGACAGGUGCUCUGGGUACCAAACGGUCUUAUUCAACUAUUGUAGAGUCGGACCAACGCAGCCCAACCCCCGCAGAGGACCUGUCUCGUAUAAAGCAGCGAAAACGAGAAAUCGCCAAACCAUCUAUCAGAAGCCGCCACCGCUAUAGCCCUGUGAUUCACCAAUCCUUCCCACACCUCAAGCGCAUUCCACAGAGGAUCCUUGUUACUUAACCCUAAAGGGGCUGGCGGUUCUAUGGCGAAGGGGAAAUUGAACCAUAUUUAUUUGCUGUACUAGUAUUAAUUACGGUUAUCAUACCAGAUUGCAAAAGCAUCUUAACGGGCAAAAGAGCCAAUAACCAUCAUUCGUUUGGAAUUCCACUACUUUUCCCUGGUUCUAUGUGGUGUUAAUCAACCAUUAGGAGGUUUUUGGAUAAUGGGCGCGGCUAUCCCCGGCUUUCCCCGGCUCUCCUGAGUUAGCUACAGGCGAACAGAGAGUACUCUACAAUAACAUGGUAAUGACACCUGCGCACAACGUAUGGGUGUCUAGUCUGCAUACAUCAAGACAUCUACUUGAAUAUCAUAAGAAGGGUCUUGGGGUUGUUUACAGUAACUACUAUCGAUAAUGUAAUGUAACCUGAUUCUCCCUGAUUCUCCCUGAACCUAGGAUCAAAGCGCUAACCCCCUUGUAGCAGUAACUCCCUACAGGAGAUAGCAGAGAAUAUUAGGGGACUUGGGUCAGCGAGGACGGAGGUUUCAGGGGAAGUUUUAUUAUUAGGAUACUAGCGUAAACAUGGACACGUGGGUUGAGAGCAAAUCUCAAGCAUAUGGGACUUUCAUUUGUUGUAGCCCGUUAGUAUAUGUAUUACAUGACAGGCAGGAACUCUUGUCCCCAGUACAGUAUGGAGAUCAAUAACUAAACUAUUCUAUUUACCGUA
Molecule: messenger RNA, 2609 nt
Organism: Daldinia loculata
Lineage: Eukaryota; Fungi; Ascomycota; Sordariomycetes; Xylariales; Hypoxylaceae
Exons: 1
Coding region: 643-1905 (420 amino acids)
Source: RefSeq, a predicted model, not a curated record